CUCUGUUGGUGACAUCUACUUAUUGUAAAGGGAGCACCCCAAGUUUGUGACGGGGUCGAUAUAUCCUAUUGCUACACUAUUUGCGAUUUAGGCGUCUGAGAGGUUUCAUAGACCUGAUUGCCCUGAAUACGAGCACAUUCAACGGCUGAAAAUCAUGGAUUGGGUUUUUGAUAUCAAAGACGCUCCAAGGGUCAUGACGCUUAUCUAUUCCACGGACCUAAUACAAAUAGUUUACAGCCAGCUGAUGUGGGAAUAGUGUAGUUGGGUGGCCCCUGAACAAACAUGGGCGACGGCUCACGUCCUUUUGUCGAGCUGGUUGCCGUGGCGCCGGGGAUACCGUUCGGGCUGACGUUCCUGGGAAGGAAGUUGUCUGAGGAGACGCUCAUACGGCUGGCGUAUGCGUUUGAGCAGGCGAUGCGCCACCAAGAUGCCGUCGUCCCUGGUGAGAUGGGAGUGCUGCCUAGGACGGAGAUUGUUGAUGUGCUAGAGAAUAGCACUUCUCACGCGCCAACCGCCACGUCUAGCACAUCACCGCCUAUCGCUACGGAUGCAGCAGCUAAGCGUGGAUUCCCUGAGGCGGGCUUUGUCGUGGCUGCUGUCGUUGCACUGUUGUAAUGGGCUGGUUGUAGUGGAGAGGCGAUCUAGUAAUGAAAAAGAAGUAGUUAUGCAUAUCGAAUGCAGCUAUGAAUGUUCAGAACACCUAUAAGAGGACGAAUGAACAGCUGGAGAUGUGCAGAGGGAAUCAACUGGCUAAGUUUAAGGCUUCACCGACCGGAAGCCAUGGCUGACUUCGACAAGAAGGCCUGGGUUCUUGUACCCUCGUAAACGCCUCGCAUUAUGGUCUAUCUCGAGCAGAUGAUGUGGCAGGGGGGCAUACCAACUUAUAGGUUGCAGUGCACAAGCCAGAGGACCGAAUCUCAGUAAAUAAAUCGGCUUUGUUAUGCU
This is a messenger RNA of Phialemonium atrogriseum, 945 nucleotides long. RefSeq lists its product as uncharacterized. The record is from RefSeq and is a predicted model, not a curated record. NCBI's taxonomy places the organism in Eukaryota, Fungi, Ascomycota, Sordariomycetes, Cephalothecales, Cephalothecaceae. Bases 283 to 615 code for a protein of 110 amino acids. The transcript has a single exon.